UUCACUCGACACUCGACGUCCGAACGAUGCAGUUGCCUCUAAAAAUUUAAAAAAAAAGUUGACAGCGCACGUCGCGCCAACAGUGUGUUUACAAAGGCGUGUUGAAUAGCGAUUCUGUGAUAAUUUAAACUUUAAUACUUACACUUACGUGGUAAUGGAUACGAUUUGAAUUUUGUGGAGUUUUAUUGUAAGAGACUGUUCAAAAUGGUUAUUAAAUUACAAAUUGAAGAAUCUAGUCCGGCUGUUAGCCGAUUUAGAGCAGUAGCCUCUCAGGUAAUAGCAUGCAUGUCACCGAAUAUGCUGUUGAUGGAUCUGGGAAUGGCAAUAAGCUUCGCCACUAUAGUGCUUCCUGACCUCCUAGAUGCCAAGGAAGGGUUGUCCUUGGACGAUAAACAAGCUUCAUGGUUCGGUAGUUUAUCAUACCUAACCCAACCUGUAGGAGCAAUAAUGUCGGGACCCAUCGUCGAUUUGUUUGGGCGAAAGAAUGCAAUGUUUCUAGUCAAUAUACCACAUUUAGUUGCGUGGACUCUUAUGUACUUCGCAAAUGACCUGCCAACUCUCUUCAUUGCAAAUGGACUAUUAGGAUUAGGAACUGGAGUUAUGGAGGCGCCUAUCAACUCUUAUGUCGGCGAAAUAAGUGAACCUUCGAUCCGCGGUUCGUUGUGUACAUUGACGCAAGUAUUUACCUCCAUUGGUAUAUUUGUGAUAUACUUCCUGGGGACGGUGGUCAGUUGGCGGUACGCGGCGCUCAUCUGUCUCGCAGCUCCUAUAUCUUCUAUGCUCCUAGUACUUUUGGUACCUGAAACGCCAGUAUGGCUGCUGGUUAAGGGUCGCGAAAAAGAUGCCUUAAAAUCCCUCUGCUACCUCCGCGGGUGGACCAAGCCUGAGAACGUGAGAGAGGAGUUUGAUGAGCUGGUCGUCUACACGAAGAACUUGAAGAGAUGUGUCUUGUGUAGUGACACUGAUGACGUAGACAAAUGUGAACACUUCUCUAUGAACUGCUUCACUAGAUCCAUUUACAAAUUCCGAUACAUAAUGAUGGCCAAGGAGACACUGCGUCCAUUAACACUCGUGGUGCUAUACUUCAUGUUCUACGUGAUGAGUGGCCUGCAGCCGAUCAGACCAAACAUGGUGAACGUGUGUGGAGCCUUAGGGAUGCCACUUGAUGGGAAACAAGUUGUGCUAAUGGUUGGUGUAAUAACAUUCCUGACGAGUAUUAUUGUGGUGGCACUUAUUAAAAUUUUGGGCAAACGAAAAAUAGCAAUUACAUCACUAUUUGGAUCCGCAAUUUCGUGCAUGGCUCUUAGUAUUUACGCGAAGAGUCAUCUGGGUGGUAAAGUAUUCUCAUACGAUACUGAAACAUUCCCCAAAGAGACCAGCUAUGUUCCAUUGAUAUUGUUUUACUCUUUGACGACUUUCACCGGAUUUGCUGUGCCAUGGGCGUUGCUUGGUGAAGUUUUUCCUUUCAGGAGUCGUGCAACUGCUCAGGGACUAGCGGCAGCCAGUAAUUAUGUAUUUUCAUUCAUAGGCUCAAAAACAUUCAUUGAUUUAGAAGGUCUAGUAAAACUAUGGGGUGCGUUUGCGGUAUAUGCUUGUUUUGGCUUCGCAGGCUCAAUAUAUUUAUACUUCUUCCUACCUGAGACAGAAGGAAAGUCCUUGCAGAAGAUCGAGUCGUACUACAGCGGAAAACUAAAAUUCUUCGCAGACGAUCCCUUUAUCAAUUUCUUUAAAAGGUUCAAAAGAUAACGAAGUCAAUUUAGCAGUUUUAUGAUAGUGUAAUUAUACCAAUAGUUGUUAAUAAAGAUUUUUUAUAAGUA
Leptidea sinapis is the source of this 1817-nucleotide messenger RNA. Its product is annotated as facilitated trehalose transporter Tret1-like. The record is from RefSeq and is a predicted model, not a curated record. Gene Ontology annotation, molecular function: transmembrane transporter activity. Gene Ontology annotation, cellular component: membrane. The transcript is spliced from 8 exons. Gene Ontology annotation, biological process: transmembrane transport. Bases 205 to 1746 code for a protein of 513 amino acids. Lineage: Eukaryota; Metazoa; Arthropoda; Insecta; Lepidoptera; Pieridae.